Messenger RNA from Coffea eugenioides, 2003 nucleotides. RefSeq names its product argininosuccinate synthase, chloroplastic. Gene Ontology annotation, molecular function: argininosuccinate synthase activity; ATP binding. The record is from RefSeq and is a predicted model, not a curated record. The coding region runs from base 274 to 1800 and encodes 508 amino acids. Lineage: Eukaryota; Viridiplantae; Streptophyta; Magnoliopsida; Gentianales; Rubiaceae. Gene Ontology annotation, biological process: urea cycle; L-arginine biosynthetic process. The transcript is spliced from 12 exons. Gene Ontology annotation, cellular component: cytoplasm.
UCAAAACAGAGCACCUCUUCUUCUCCUACGCUUCUUCCAGCUAGCGAGGCCUGCGACGCCCACGCUUUCUCCCUCUCUAUCGUGGUUGCAGCUCCAAAGAAGCGACAUUUUCCAGCUCUUCCAGCUCUCUCUCUCUCUCACGGCUGCACCACUUACAACUAGAAGAAGAAUUAGAGCUUAUUUGACGGUCCUCCGCCUACACCUCCACCCACCUCUGCUCAUACCUCUGGUUCUGAGGGCGUAUUUCUGUCCUUGUAUCAUCAUUCGAACAGAAUGACUCAGUGUCGAGCAAUUUCUUCUUGUACUUCACUUAAUCUCUUCCCUCAUGCCUCCAGAACAGAUUUGUCUGGAAAGGCGGCUACCUCGCUACCUUUGCACGAGCUAGGGGUGAAAGCGGGUGGACAUUCUAUUGCUCACUGCAGCUCGAAGAAUUUGGCUCCGAUUCGCAUCAAUAAAUUUGCUAUCCGUGCUGUUAUAGCCAGUGAUAAGGAGUCAAUUCCUGCUGGUGUCACAGAAGGGAAAGUUCUACGUAAAAAAUUGGACAAGGUGGUGCUAGCCUAUAGUGGUGGUCUAGAUACCUCUGUCAUUGUACCUUGGCUCAGAGAGAAUUAUGGUUGUGAGGUUGUUUGCUUCACAGCAGAUGUCGGCCAAGGUAUUAAAGAAUUGGAAGGUUUAGAAGAGAAGGCAAAAGCAAGUGGAGCUUGUCAGUUAGUGGUGAAAGAUUUGAAGGAGGAAUUUGUGAAAGAUUACAUAUUUCCUUGCUUGAGAGCUGGCGCCAUUUAUGAGAGGAAGUAUUUACUGGGUACCUCAAUGGCUCGCCCUGUAAUUGCAAAGGCAAUGGUUGAUGUUGCGAGAGAAGUUGGAGCAGAUGCAGUAUCACAUGGAUGCACAGGAAAGGGCAAUGAUCAGGUACGUUUUGAGCUGACUUUCUUUGCUCUGAAUCCCGAACUUAGUGUUGUUGCCCCUUGGAGGGAAUGGGAAAUAAGGGGUAGAGAAGAUGCUAUUGAGUAUGCUAAGAAACACAGUAUUCCAGUUCCAGUUACAAAGAAAUCAAUCUAUAGCAGAGACAGAAACCUGUGGCAUCUCAGUCAUGAGGGAGACAUAUUAGAAGACCCCGCAAAUGAGCCAAAGGAGGACAUGUACAUGAUUAGUGUCAACCCAGAAGAUGCACCUGAUCAACCUGAGAAGGUGAAAAUUGGGAUAGAUGCUGGACUUCCAGUUUCAGUUGAUGGAGAGAAGCUUUCCCCUGCAUCUCUCCUCUCUAAGCUAAAUGAAAUUGGUAAAAGGCACGGGAUAGGGCGAAUAGAUAUGGUCGAAAAUCGUCUUGUCGGAAUGAAAAGUCGCGGAGUGUAUGAAACCCCUGGUGGAACCAUUCUCUUUACAGCAGUCCGUGAACUCGAGUCACUUACACUUGAUCGUGAAACAAUGCAAGUCAAGGAUUCUCUCGCACUAAAAUAUGCUGAGCUAGUCUAUGCUGGCCGGUGGUUUGACCCACUUCGUGAGUCAAUGGAUGCCUUCAUGGAGGAAAUUACAAAAACCACUACUGGCUCUGUGACGCUCAAACUCUUCAAGGGAUCUAUAUCCGUAGCAGGUCGAGAAAGUCCAUAUAGCUUGUAUAGACAAGAUAUAUCAUCAUUUGAGAGUGGCCAAAUAUAUGAUCAGGCUGAUGCUGCUGGAUUCAUUCGGCUUUAUGGACUGCCGAUGAGAGUCCGAGCCAUGCUUGACAAGGGGAACCUACUCUAUGGAGUGGUCCAACUGAGUCGAGGGAACUUGACGAAAACUGAAUCACCAUCAAACUAGACAGGUGCAUCACACAUUCAUAUGAAUUUAAAACAAAUUUCAUAUUGAGGCACAUUGAUGGGAGGUAAUGUUUUAAUCUUUGACCUCCUACUUCACAAUUAAUGUGGUGGUCAAUUCUUCUAGGUUGGUGGCUAACUCCCAACCUGACGGAGAGUGGUUGUUCUUCGCUUUGAUUUUGAAAGUUCUGUGCAAAAAUUUGCAUA